AUGAUUGCAUUGGGCUCAAACGUUGGGAACAGACCGCAGAACAUCCAAUCAGCUCUGAAGCUGCUGGAGACGAACAAGUGUCAGGUCCUAGCCACAUCCUUCCUCUACGAGUCGCCCGCCUCCUACGUGACCAAUCAGCCUUCUUUUGUGAACGCUGCGUGCAAGAUCGCGACAUCUCACGGGCCCGACGAGCUACUCAAGGUGUUGAAGGUCAUCGAGAAAGAAGUAGGAAGGCAGGAAAGAUUCAGGUGGGGACCUCGAGAGGUCGAUCUAGACAUCUUAUUCUACAAUCACUCGGUAUGCCGUCAAGUCUACGAGAACGCUGACCGGACGCUCACUAUUCCCCAUCCGCGGUUGUGCGAGAGAGACUUCGUCCUCGGGCCUAUGUGUGAUAUCGAGCCUGGAUGGAUCCAUCCGGUUCAAAGGAAGCCUGUUGUAUCUAUCCUCAAGGAAUUGCUGCAGAGCCAGAAGGCCGAUCGCUGCACUCUGAGCAGGAUCUUUCCUGUGAAACAGAGCGGUUCGAGCCGGGGAUCUUACACAAGCAUCAUGGGCAUUCUGAACGUCACGCCGGAUUCCUUCUCUGAUGGAAACAAGUUCUUCGACCUGCAGUCUGCGCUUCGACAGUUCAAGAACAUGGUGGCUGCCGGCGCAGAUGUCAUCGAUAUUGGCGGCCAAUCUACCCGACCUAAUGCCAAAUACUUGGAGGCCGAAGAAGAGCUCGAGAGGGUCUUGCCGCUGAUAGAGGCAGUGAGAAGAGAAGGGAUUGACACCCUAAUCUCGAUCGAUACCUUUCAUAGUGCGGUGGCAAAGAAGGCAAUAGAAGCUGGGGCAGACAUGAUCAAUGACGUUUCAGGUGGUCUCUUGGACCCCAAAAUGCUCGAAGUGGCGGCCGCUCUACAUGCUCCCAUCUGCCUCAUGCACUACAGAGGCAAUGCGGCGUCCAUGCAAGAUCUUUGCAACUAUCCUGAAGAUCUCGUUGCCGCCGUUGCGUCGGAGUUGCGCAGUCAGUGCAACGCGGCGUUGAAGGCGGGGGUGCCCAAGUGGAACAUUAUCGUCGAUCCCGGCAUUGGCUUCGCAAAGACAUCAGAGCAGUCGGUCGCUGUGCUGAGAGACGCGAGAAGGUUUCAGGACCUCACCUCCCCCUUUGGAGAUGUUGUACCGCGCGUUCCGCGAGUGGAGGAGCUCUCCUUGGAUCGAUCAUUCCCUCUCUUGAUCGGGCCCUCUCGCAAGUCCUUCAUCGGAAGCAUCCUGGAAGAGAAGGACGCGGCUAGUGAGAGGAGGCUCUGGGGGACUGCCGCCUCCUGUACUGCUGCAGUGCAGCAAGGAGCAAACUUCUUGCGGGUUCACGACGUGAAGCAGAUGAAAGACGUCGCUGCUAUCGCUGAUGCAAUUUAUAGAAGAGGAUGA
Messenger RNA from Guillardia theta CCMP2712, 1407 nucleotides. RefSeq lists its product as hypothetical. Gene Ontology annotation, cellular component: mitochondrial envelope. Lineage: Eukaryota; Cryptophyceae; Pyrenomonadales; Geminigeraceae. The transcript is spliced from 12 exons. Gene Ontology annotation, biological process: tetrahydrofolate biosynthetic process. Gene Ontology annotation, molecular function: dihydropteroate synthase activity; 2-amino-4-hydroxy-6-hydroxymethyldihydropteridine diphosphokinase activity. Bases 1 to 1407 code for a protein of 468 amino acids. The record is from RefSeq and is a predicted model, not a curated record.